Messenger RNA from Eublepharis macularius, 543 nucleotides. It is a transcript of the gene C5H1orf146, whose product is annotated as chromosome 5 C1orf146 homolog. Bases 1 to 543 code for a protein of 180 amino acids. The record is from RefSeq and is a predicted model, not a curated record. Lineage: Eukaryota; Metazoa; Chordata; Lepidosauria; Squamata; Eublepharidae. Gene Ontology annotation, biological process: reciprocal meiotic recombination; synaptonemal complex assembly. The transcript is spliced from 5 exons. Gene Ontology annotation, cellular component: chromosome.
AUGGCGGAAAGCGAUGGGCAGGAAAAGGUACGAUGGAUUGCAACAGUAAUCGUGAGUUCCUCACUUCAGGGUCAUGAAAUUUCAGUGUCCCUGCAAAACCAGCAACACCGGAUUCGUUAUUCAGAUUCAGUGGGAAACGGAUCGAUCAUUUUCUCCCUUUCUGGUGUUGCGUUUUUAUUGGCUGAUGUUCAAGACUCAUUUCUCCCAAAUAGAGAUAUGUUCUUUGAUAGAAUAAAGAAGUUCAUGACCAUUCAUAGGAAUGGAUUUUUGUUGUUGUCAGCUGCCCUUCAUGGACCAAAAGAAUGGGAUGUAAUGUUCAGAAUUCAGCAGAGGUUCCUGGGUAGCAAUUUACGAAUAAUUCCUGUCCACAAUUCUGUUGAAGCUGUUAAACUUAUGCUGACUAUUGCAAAGACCACUUCAAAACCAUACGUGGACAACAUUCGCUAUAGAAUGCUAAUGGCAAAAACACAGAUUGGAGAGCAAAGCCCUGUUUGGAAAAUGCUUCAUCAGAGCCAACUUGAUUGCAACUUAAACACUAGUUAA